AUUGUGCUCGCCGUCGUUGUCUCCUCCACUCCGGCGCCUCAGUCGCGGAUCUUCCAGCGUUGCGAGCAGAGCCACCCGUCCGAUCCCCACACCCCGAAAGCACGCGCAGUAUGUGGUGGAGCCGCAAGUUAGCCUCGAGGUGCCUCCGCCUCCACCGAGCCAAGAGCACCGGACGCAGCACGGCCUCCACAGAGCCGGAGCAGACGCUGGGCAUCAUCGGAGUGCCCUUCGCCAAGGGCCAGGGCAAGCAGGGCGUGGAGCUGGCUCCGGACCUCCUGCGCCAGAGCAGCCUGCGCCAGGUGCUGCAGAGCAGUCAUGAUGGCCUGGUGAUACGCGACUACGGAAACCUGCAGUACGCCGUGGACGAGCCCCUCCUGCAGCAGCAGCGGGUGCACUACCACCACAUCCGGAACUACGCGGACUUCAUGGCCUGCAACCGGGCGCUGAUCGAGCAGGUGAAGCUGAUGCUGGCGGAGAACUCGCAGUUCCUGGCCAUUGGCGGCGACCACGCGAUCGGUUUUGGCUCCGUGGCGGGGCACCUGCAGCACACGCCGAACCUGUCGCUGGUGUGGAUCGACGCGCACGCGGACAUCAAUCUGCACAGCACCUCGCAGUCGGGCAACAUCCACGGCAUGCCCGUGUCCUUUCUGCUGGAGCAGCUGCGCACCACCUGGCAGCACGCCGGCCUCCAGGAGAUCGCGCCCAACUGUUUGCCCAAGGAUCAGCUGGUCUACAUCGGACUCCGGGACAUUGACCCCUACGAGGCGUUCAUACUGAACAAAGUCGGGAUACGCUACUACGCGAUGGAUACCAUCGACCGCGUGGGCGUGCCCAAGAUCAUCGAGAUGACGCUGGACGCCCUGAAUCCGCAGAACAAGAUCCACGUGAGCUUCGACAUCGACGCCCUGGACAGCAAUGUGGCGCCCAGCACCGGCACCGCCGUGCGCGGCGGCCUCACGCUCCGCGAGGGCAUCAGCAUCGUGGAGGCGCUGAGGGACACCAAGCGGGUGCAGGGCGUCGACCUGGUGGAGAUCAACCCCAAGCUGGGCAGCGAGCGCGACGUGCGCACCACCGUGGAGUCCGGCCUGGAGAUCCUGAAGAGCAUGUUCGGCUACCGGCGGUCCGGCCACUGGAGCAACAUCGACACCGGCAUCCUGGGCAGCGAUUGAGGACGAACAGCACUUUUGAGCUUAUCAAUAUUUUUGUACAACAUUCUUGCCAUAUUUGUGUGUGCUUACAUAUUUUUUUUCGUAUCUUAAUGAAAGAAUAAACAAAAAAUAGUUUAAAGAGA
Drosophila biarmipes is the source of this 1291-nucleotide messenger RNA. RefSeq names its product arginase-1 (gene arg). The transcript is spliced from 5 exons. Gene Ontology annotation, cellular component: cytosol; nucleus; cytoplasm. Gene Ontology annotation, molecular function: manganese ion binding; arginase activity. The record is from RefSeq and is a predicted model, not a curated record. The coding region runs from base 111 to 1169 and encodes 352 amino acids. Lineage: Eukaryota; Metazoa; Arthropoda; Insecta; Diptera; Drosophilidae.